AGUCGUUCGCUGGCAGACGCGCCGACAACGUGCGUCGCAGUCGCAGCCUUUUCCGAUUCGGGUUCAGAUCGAGAUUCGGGUUCGGAUUAACAUUCGCGCAGUGCUAGUUUUGCAGGAGUUUUGUGCGUGAUUGCAAAAAGUGUCGCCCGAGCAAAAUAGAAAAGUGCACUGCAUGCAGGUGCAUGCAAAUAAACAAAAUAAGUGCGUGUAAUUUUAAGUAUUUAAGUACUCGUCACACUGUACAUCCCAUAUAAUCGCUGCAUACCCACAUACGCAUUGCACGAAAAAGCGACGUAUCAAGACUUAUAUAUUUAAUUAAAUUUGUGAGUUGUUGGGCUCUUUGUUGUUGGUGCUGCCUAUAAUUCUGCUUCAUUUGGCGUCGCUUGAGAACGGCAAUCCCCAUCGAAUAGCAUCAUUUGUCGCUGAGCAUCGGAGCUGAUUGCUUGGCGCCCGGAGUAAUCAAAAUCGGGUUUAAAUUCGUCUAAGGUUUAUGAGUGCGGGGUGAAGCCGCUGGUGGCAAAUCAUAGCCCAUUAGAAGUUAAUAUAAAGAUCAGAUUUCUUCAACUUGUUAUUCGUGAAGUGACCCAGAAAAACGCUGCUCAAAACUAGGUCAAAGUGCUAAAAAAAUAAGCAAACCAAAACAAAAGCGGAACAAAACGGCAUGAACUUGGAACGAAGAGCAUCUGUGAAAUUUUAAUAGAGACUUCGGAGUCUCGGGUGUUUGGGCUUUCUCCCCUGGUGGCCACUUCCUCACCUGAUGACCCACCAUGAAGGGCAUCUGCGGUGAGCAGCUCAACAACUUUCUGCUCCUGGGCGACUGUGAAAAUAGCGAACAUGGCUCCGGACUGCCCGGAGAUUUCGCGGGCGAGGGAGCGGAAAUGGAGUCCGGAGGUGGAAUGGGUGGCAGUUUGACCUACGCGGCCCGCCAAAUCCGGAUGAGACAGGUGCACAGCAUGGCCGUGCGAUCGGGCAGUGCCUACGAUACCCUGGAGCGACCCUAUCGCCAUGAUAAAUCACGCGGUCGGUGGGCCAAAUCGGCGGACUUCUACUUCGCCAGCUGCACACUCGCCUUCAGUUCGCUGAUUUUCUCCGAGCUCUCCACCUUUGGAAUACUUCACGGCGGUUGGUUAUUUUUCAUAAUCGCCUACCUUAUGGGAAUGUUCUUUUACUCGCUGCCAAUAUUUUUGAUCCAAGCAUUUCUGGGACAAUUCUCAUCUUCCGGAUCGAUCUCAGCAUUUCGGGUGGCGCCCAUAUUCAAAGGCAUCGGCUACGCCAUUCUGCUCCUCAAUCUGGGCACUCUAACCUACUAUUGUAUUGGAGCUGUAGUGCCCCUUAUCUACACUGUGAAUUCCCUGCAUAAGGUGUUACCCUGGAUGAGUUGCAACAACACAUGGAAUACCAAGGAAUGUUCCUUGCACGACAAUUACGAUGAAAAUGACUAUAGAGUCGAUCCCCAUUCCACCGUGGAGUUCUUUAGGUCUACGAUUGCCUCUACUCAAGAAGGUUCCAGUCCAAUGAGCAUAUCUUGGUCAAUGCUCAUAGGCGUUUUAGCCAUUUGGGUGGUGGUUCUGGCCUUGCUUUUUAAGCCUGUGGCUUUUAUUGGUAAAGCCCUGCGAUGUUUCUGUAUACUGAUGUUCGGUUUUUUUGUGGCUGUAUUUCUAUUCGUGGUUAUUCACGAAGAAGUCACGUUUGAUACGCUGCAAUAUUACUGGUUGCCCCAGGUGGAUAGCUUAGAUAGCAUCCUUGCCACGGUCCGCACCGCCCUCCUGAUGGCCGGGGUGGCCUUGGGUCCAGGAUGGGGCAGUAUUAUAACCCUGUCCAGUUACAACAACUUCCGCAGCGAUGCCGAAAGAUUGAGCUUCUGGGUGUGCCUUACUCAUAUCACGAUCGGUUUAAUGGGACUUCUCUGCUGCAAUGUGGCCCACGAUCACUUUGAAGACCAUGUGGGCAUGAUGCCUUUGCAUGUGGAUGAGAAGCAUCAUAUGCAGUUCCUGUACCUCUGUUUCUCCUAUUUGCUUGGGAGGUUUACGACGACACCAAAUCUCUGGUCUUUUCUCUUCUUUGGCAUGAUAUUCUUAUCGGAACUUUGUGCCUUGAUAAUCCAAAUGAUGUCUGUCAUAACUGCCUUGUUUGAUGAGUUCGAGACGUUGCGAUCGAAAAGAACGAUAGUAAUAUCUUCAUUGGUCUUCUGCCUCACGGCCUCCUCAGUUUAUUUUUGUACUCAGUUGGGCUUCAGUCAGCUGACUCAGCUGCCCAAUUUGGCGGUGUUUACUCAUGUGUUUAUCUCGGGAGUGCUUCUGCUGAUGACCACUUGGGUUUAUGGUCGCGUCCGAUUCCAGUGCGAUUUGCAGUUUAUGCUGGGCAAAACGAUCUCAAGUUUUAAAAUAUUCUUCAUACGCUUUGUCACACCCAUUUUUCUGGGACUGUGUUUGUUCCAGCUAACUUAUUUAUUUUCGCGUGAUCGCAUCCACGACGUCCUGCUUUACAUGAGUCAGGGAUUGAUCAUCUUAACGGCCAUAUCGUAUAUGGUUUAUAAGGUGUGUCGUACGAAUGGCGGCUGGCGCCAGCGAUUGCAACAGUGCCUCGCACCACAUGACUGGCAUCCGGUGGAUGCGGACAACCGUCGAUUUUACGAGGAAAUCAUGGGCAUCUCCGAGAUGCUGGUGAUCGAUGCCAAUGCCAAUACCACAUAG
Molecule: messenger RNA, 2693 nt
Organism: Drosophila subpulchrella
Lineage: Eukaryota; Metazoa; Arthropoda; Insecta; Diptera; Drosophilidae
Product: sodium- and chloride-dependent glycine transporter 1
Exons: 11
Coding region: 768-2693 (641 amino acids)
Biological process (GO): sodium ion transmembrane transport
Cellular component (GO): membrane
Source: RefSeq, a predicted model, not a curated record